AUGAAUGAUUCAAUAUAUUACGAUGGAGGUAUAUUCAAAUUUCUUCCAUUUGAAAAUACUACUUGGAUUUUUGAAUUCGUACAACAAAGUACUGAAAAAAAGGAAGUUCAAUUAGUAAUUAGCCUACUGAUAAUCUCAUGUUUAUUGAGUUUAAUAACUAUAAUAAAAGUAAUAUUUCUUUAUUGUACUAAAAAUACUACUCAUAACAGUUUAUCAGUAGAAACCUACUCUACAAAGAAUGAAUCAUCGUUAAACAAUCAAAAAAUUAUAGACCAUGAAAUUGAAUUCUCUCGUUUAAAUGAUUUUGAUUGGGAUAACAUAUCACUUUUAAGUGAUCAAUGGAAUUAUAUAACCAAAACCAAGCAACAAUAUCAUCAGCUUAAAGAUGAUACUGUAUCCAACAGUUUUUCACAGAUGAUUGAAUUAUCUUCCAAGGAAUUAAUGAAAGAUAAAGAAGAUUUGAAUGAAAAAUAUGUGAAAUUUCACGAUACAUUUAGAAAUCAUAAUGAAAAUUUCGAAAAUAUUCAACUUGAUACAAAAUAUCAAUCAAAAGUAUCAGAAUUGUACAAAAAAUCUUUACUAUACUUAUGCAUUUAUUCUGCUAUCUUUGUAAUGUGUUUUGUAGGAUUUCUGUGUUGUUGUAUUCUACUUGUAAGGCAUCAAGAAAAUCUACUACAACAAAUCAAUAGUCUACCAUCACAAUUAAAAUUGAUCUCAUUCAAUAUUGAACAGUUUAUUCAAUAUGCUAUAGAUAAUGCUUACAUGUUAACUACACUUCAUGUAAACAAUGAUGCAUUACAUCAACCACAUAAUUAUAGUUUAUUAAAUAAAUUUAUUGGAAGGGUUAAAUAUUUUGUAAUUGAAGGUUUUACUUGUUUAACUACUGAUUUGUGUAAUAAAAGUAGUAUAACUGUUAAUAGUUUAAAUUUGUCAGCAAUAUCACCACCGGAACUAGAAAAUAAAACAAUUUUGAAUCAGUUAAAUGAAAUUAAAACGAAAUCACAAUUUAUUUUAAAUAUAUUUGAUUUAACUCUUCAUCGAUAUGCAAAUUUGAAUAAUGUCGCCAAAGUAUUGAAUAUUGAAAUGAUUAGAAAAAUUGAACAUUCUUGGUAUGAAUAUCGACAGAAUAUAUCACGUUUAUCUCCUCUUAUUCAUUCAUCAACAAUAUCAUUAUCUUCCAAUUGGUGGUAUACAUCACCUAUAAUACAACAAACAAAAAUUACACUUUGUGAUAGUUUAAAAGAUUCACAACUUGUUGAUUUUAUUUCAUGUGAAAAAAUUAAUGAAUUUUUGUUAGAAUUAAUAAAUUAUUGUACAUAUUUACCAACUAUCCUACCAUUGAAUCCAUUGACAUCAGUUUUAAUGUAUGAUUCAAUUCCUAAGAUAUUGAAUGCUGAAGAUGUUAUUAAUAAAUGGCUUCCAGUAAUUACAAAUUUAUCAAGUAAUGGUGUUAACUUUUUAUUUGAAACAUACUUAAAACCAGAAAUUGUUAAAAGAAAAGAAGAAAUUUCUGUUUAUAUUGGACAACAGAUAGAUAAUAAUAAAGUUAUUGAACAAUUGAACAAAAUUUUACGAUAUAUUAGUAUAACGAUGAUAAUUUUCUUUAUAAUUCUUAUUAUAUUGUGUAUAAUUAUAAUUGUAUUAUAUAUGCAUAUACUUAUUUCACGUGUACGAUGGAUAAAAGGUCAAAGGCAACUUUAUAAGAUUUUUAUUAGUCGACAAGAUCAUUAUAAAAUUCAUAGAUGUCGAUCUGUUUGUCAACAUCUUACUUUAUGUAUAAUUUCUUUGAUCAGUUUAUUAUUUUUAAUAAUUAGUCUUUCAGGUGUAUACCUUUCAAUGAUGAGUAUAACUGAAGGCUGUACUUACUUACAACCGAAUAAUUUAGCACAAAUAAAAGCUGAUGAAUUGAUUACCAAGUAUAUAAAAACUCUUAUUUAUAAUUUUAAAGAUGCUCAUAACUUUCUGUCAAUUCCUAAUUUAAAUUUACAAAUACCACAGAAUAUUCUACAAACAAUGAAUUCAAAAUAUGUACAAGGAAAUUUACCAUUGUUACGCAGUUUACAUAUAAAUCGUCCAUUUAACUUUAGUAUUGUACUCAAUUCAAAUUUCACUUAUUUAACAUUGAAAAAUAUUUGGUAUAAAAAAAUUAUAAGUAAAUUGAAUAAAUAUGAUAUAAAAUCAAAAAUCCCACAAAUUAAUUUAAAAAAAAAUUAUUUCAGUAUAUUAUUACGUAAUCUUAACAAUACAUCUAAAUAUCGAAAUGAAUAUCUGAUUAGUUUAUAUGAAAAAAUUAAUAUGUUAUUCAAUGCAUAUUAUAAAAAUUAUUUAUUUGUUCAAGGGAAAUUGAAAGUUAUUGAAGAGAAUAAAGUUAUUAUACAGCUAUUAGACAAGCUUGUUGAUUUUGGAUCCAGUGUACUAGAGAAGCUUCAAACUUUAUCUGAUUCAAGUCUUAAACAUUUAAUCAAUGAAAUAUUUCCAAAUUAUUGGUAUCAGUUAUUAUCUAGUAUAGAAUUGUAUAUUAUUCCAUUUAUCUCUGAUUUAUUAGAUGAUAUGAUACCAUAUGAUGGUUUAAAUGAGAUUUAUAGACAAGUUGUUGGUUGUAUUUGUCAAAUGCCUAACAGUGACAAGGAACAACAUUUCACUUUAACUAUGAAAGCAAUUCUACCUGAAUUGAAGUUGUUAAGUAUAGCUGGUUCAGCUGGAAGUUUCUUGGCGUUGUUAUUAACCCUUAUUAGUUCAUUACUAUUGUAA
Heterobilharzia americana is the source of this 2751-nucleotide messenger RNA. The record is from the annotation of a GenBank genome assembly. NCBI's taxonomy places the organism in Eukaryota, Metazoa, Platyhelminthes, Trematoda, Strigeidida, Schistosomatidae.